AUGCGUCUCGCUCUCCUCGCGUUCCCCGCUCUCGCUACGACGAGCGCCAUGAGAAUGCAAACAAUUGAUGAAAACCCACCGACGACGACGUGUCCAAGUGUGAAACCAUCUGAAGACGAGCAAAUGUUGCUUGAUGCGUGGCUUGACGCUCAUCAAUUGAAUGAAUACGGCUGUGACAAAUCAUCGGAUACCACGACGUUAACUUCGAAUCCCUGUGGUUCCUUUGAAUCGGUCUUGGCAUUUCAUCCGGAUCGUCCGUGGCUUCCAUUUGAUAAAUCUAUGAUGUGUUCGAGCUACGAGCAGAAACAAAUUGACGCCUGGACGAAAGAAAAUGAGCUCAAUCCAUACGGGGAUCCUCAGGGCACUGCCUAUUUAGGUGGUUCAGCCUUGUUUAAUGAAAACACGGGCGAUUCAAUCACAAUCUGUGAAAAAGUCCGUCGGAACCAGCCAACUUGUCCAUGGCUGUCGCAGUUCGUGACACUGGACGUGAUGUCUUGCAACGGACAAACACCUGAAUCUCAAUUCCCUGGAUGUGACCAGGCACCGGGAGCUACAACGCUCGGAGGUGUCCAAACACCUGGAACUCAAAUGCCUGUAGGUGGGCAAGCACCUGGAGCAACAACGCCUGGAGGUGGGAUGAAUGUCUAA
Molecule: messenger RNA, 648 nt
Organism: Peronospora farinosa
Lineage: Eukaryota; Oomycota; Peronosporomycetes; Peronosporales; Peronosporaceae
Source: the annotation of a GenBank genome assembly